CGCACAUUUGACAGUGAUAUAUUGUUUAGUUAACUUAUAGAUUUAGCAGUUUUAAGCUAAAAUUUGUUCUAGAAAUAACAUUUGUGUUCUCCGAUAAUUUUGUCGUAUUCCAUGACACAAAUAGCGAAAGAAAAGUCGAUAAAAUUUAGCGAAAUUUUGUCGUGAAUACAUAAUUAGUAAGUAAUUUAAUAGUAUUCUGCCAGCACGUCACGGUAGAUGGAAGAGGCAUCGCUACGUCACAGUAGAUUUGCGAUGCAUCGGUCCCGAGUCCUUUUCCGCGUGAAAUCUACUGUGACAUCAGCAAAACCAUUGUUUUAGGGCCUCACGUCACGGUAGAUUUUGCCGCUGAGCGAUGCAUUUUCCAUAAUUUUGUGAUUGUGGGCACAUGGCACCGAUGCAUUCAACUUUGAACUUCAAAGUUGAAUGCAUUGUUAUUUGAUCACUUGAUAUAACUCGCAAUCAUCGAUCGAAGUCAUGGCUGUCGAGAAUAUCAAACACGAUCUGUGUACUCUGCUUCGAGAAGAGAAGUCAUUUGAUAUUAAUGGAGUGCGUCGAACCUAUGAAACGAGAGCUGCUACUUUUAUUUCAAAAUCCUCUCCUUGGAAUCCCUUUUCAAAGGGUAAAAAUGGGAGAGAUAUGUCAAGUGAAAUGUUAAUACCUAAGCACUUGACAGUUCAUUGGCAAAGUGGAGAACUAAGAGCUUUAAAAACUAGAGGUGAUGGUAAUUGUCUGUACAGAGCCUGCUCAAAAUUACUUUGUGGCAAGGAAGACCUAUGUCAUUUGCUGAGAGACUUGACAAGCAUUGAGCUAUUCAAUCACCAGGAGUAUUAUGCUAACCACCCUUACUUAAAAGAUAAGUUGCAUUUUUUUUAAGUCAGAAAAUACUGCUUUUUUCUGCAUCAGUAUCAGAUGUGGCUUUAGGCAAUGGCUAUGAUAGGAAAAAUCCAAGCACAAAGGUAAUAGUAGUUAAAGAGGAAGCUCUAAAUAAUGCAUGCAAUGGUACUUAUUCUUCACUUAUGUGUAUAUUUGGUUUGUCGUCUGUCACUGGAAUGACUAUAAUUUCAGUUUAUCCCGAAAAGUUGGACCAGGAGACCAAAUAUUCACAAUUUCUAAAUGGUAAAAUUCUUCCACGGCAAGCACACCAACAUAUUUCAAGUCAACUUGUUCAGCCUGCUAAGUUAAUUUUAAUGUGGACAACUACUGGUGCUUAUUCUCUUCCAGAAUUAGAUAUAGAAUUUCAACCCAAUCAUUUUGUACCACUAAUUGAAUUUAAUCAAAAUAAUAACUCAAGAGUUAAUAAUAAAAAAAAAAUUACUGACCACUUUAAAGUUGAUGUCUUACAGAAAAAUAAAAGUGGACUUGAGCAACAAAUAGACACAACUUUGGUAGCACCUGCAAAAUCCUCACCAAGGGAAGACUUAGAUGGCAGCAGCUAUGAUUGCUUGAAGACCUCCUUAAAACGACCUCUUUCAUUCGACUUUGAAGAUGGAAAAGUAUCAAAUGCUUCUUGUCCCUUGUCAAAAUCUGUAAAAACUGAUAUGACAGAUGUUGAUCCCUUGGAUAUUGGACAUUUUGUAUCUGUGGCGGCCCUAGAUGACGACACAAAGCUAAGACUUAUAACAAAUCACUGGAAGCCUCCCCCUUCUUUCAAUUUUCCUUUUUCUGAGAAUGGUAAAUCUUCAAGAAAAUUUUGUGCUGGCUGGCUAGAUCGUUGAUCCUGGUUGUGCUACUCUAAAUUAUUUGAUGGAGCCUUUUGUUAUUAUUGCGUUUUGUUCGGUCAUCAAACAGGACAUAAUGGUUCAAAGCUUAGUAAAUUAUUGAAGGAACCCUUAAGAAACUGGCAAAGUGCGGCAACAAAAUUUUUCCAGCAUGACAAAUAUUCCCUAAUUCACCGUGACUCCAAGUUACGUUUGUCGCAGUUCCAACGUGUGAUGAAAGGUAAAACUAUUGGCAUCGACGAACAAGCCGAUCAUCUUAGAAGUGCCCGCAUUCAAUACAAUCGUGACGUUUUAGGCUCUAUUAUUAAAACUAUUAUACUGGCAGGCAGACAGAAUCUUCCCUUACGAGGCCAUCGUGACGACUCAAAGUAAUUUCUAUCUUCUAAUCCUGGGAACUUUCAGGCCCUUUUGAAUUUUAGAGUAGACGCGGGUGACGCGAAACUAGAGAAACAUUUUGAAAAUGCAAGUAAGAAUGCAACUUAUCGUUCGAAGACAAUUCAAAACAAGCUGAUAAAGAUCUGCGGGGAACAAAUCAAAGAAAAGAUUGUUUCUGACAUCAAUUCUAAUGAAUGCCCAAUUUACUCAGUCCUUGGUGAUGAGGCAACAGACUGCAGCAGUAUCGAGCAGAUGCCAAUUGUUGUAAGGUAUGUUGACUCAAAGCAAGAAAUUAAUGAACGAUUUAUUAAAUUUGUUGAGUGUGAAGGAAUGACUGGCGAAGCGCUAGCGAAGAAUAUCGAAGAUACUUUAAACGAAGUUGGGCUACUACUUUCCAACUGUCGUGGUCAUUGCUAUGAUGGUGCCAGUGCAAUGUCAAGCAAAUCAAAGGGAGUUGCUGGUCGUAUUUUAAAGAAAAAUCCAAAAGCUUUGUAUAUCCAUUGCGCUAGUCAUCGAUUGAACCUUGUUGUUGCUAAAGCAUGUGGUGAGCAAACUGUCAAAAACAUGUUGGGGCAUGCUCAAAAGAUCUUCAGUUUCUUCAGCCCAUCCCCCCUACAAAUGCAGUGCUUGAGGCAGAAUAUGGAAAAGUCUGGGUUACGUCGUAAAAAACUAGGAGCUCCAUCCACAACGCGUUGGGUUGAACGGAUACGUACACUUGAUGGAUUUGUGGAAGCAUUUGAACCUGUUUGUCAAAGUUUAGAGUACAUGAAGCUCAAUAUGAAUAAAGAUUUUGAUAAUUCAAGUAGGGACGCAGAGGGAUAUCUUCGUUCCAUAAAAUCUUUCGAAUUUAUUGUUAAUCUUGUGAUUACAUCAAAUGUUCUGCAUCACACAAUGUCGUUGACUGUCCAACUGCAGCAAAGGAUGAUCGAUAUCGCUGAAUCAAUUAAACAUAUAAAUCUUUUGAAGUCACAAUUAAAAAUUUUACGCAGCUCGGCAUAUACAAUUCAUGACCAAUACUACGAAGAAGCAGUGGAUUUAGCAAACAGAGUAAACGUUGAUGAAAAAAUUCCUCGACUUUGCAAUGUUCAGACAACUCGUGAAAACUAUCCUGCACAUACAGCACGUGAAUACUACCGCAUGAAACUAACCAUCCCUCUUCUUGAUCACUUGAUUGAACAGAUGGAAUUUCGGUUUUCUUCAGAGCUGUGCGAUAUUUAUCGUGGAUUCUAUAUUAUACCUAGUAUUUUUCUCAAUUGCAAGGACGUUAAUUGGAAGGAAGAGUUUAUGAAGUUUGCUGUUGCAUAUAAAGAGGAUAUGCCACACUUUCGGAAAAUACAUGCUGAAUUAGGAUUGUGGGAAACAAAUUGGAAAGGGGGCUUUGAGAAAGUUAAGUACGAUUCAAUUGCCGACACGCUUCGAACUUGUAACAAACUUGCGUUUCCAAAUAUAUUUACAGCGCUUAAGAUACUCGCUGUUGUGCCAGUCACUACAUGUGAGUGUGAAAGAUCCGUUUCUGCCCUUCGUCGAAUGAAAACUUGGUUACGUAGCACAAUGAUCAACGAAAGGUUAAAUGGAUUAGCCCAAAUGCAUAUUAAUGAUGAUAUUAAGUGUGAUGUCGAAGAAGUGAUUAAUACCUUUGCUAGACAAAACCCAACGAGGAUGCAAUUUCUUGAUAUCCUGGAGGAUAAAGAAACAGAUGCUUGACGAUGAGCUCCAUGAGAAAUUCUUAAUGCUGAUAAACAACCUACAUUUUCUUUGAGAGUUAUCUUGUUUUCAGCCGUUAUUGAGAGGACGAAGACCACGUUUAAACAUUGAUUUUCUUAAACAUUUCAUCUUUGCUGUGGUUGGAAGAAGACGAUCUUUCAACAUUGCUUUUAUAAUUGUUGUCAUCUUUGCUGCCGUUAGAAGAAGACCAUCUUUGAACAUUGCUUUUAUUAAACUUUUCAUCUUUUUUACCGUUGGAAGAAGACCACCUUUGAACAUUGCUUUUAUCAAUGCUGUUAUCUUACAAAAGACGGCUCAUGUUAUUUUUUCGAUAAAAUUUACGCUUAAGAUUUUUC
Molecule: messenger RNA, 4153 nt
Organism: Xenia sp. Carnegie-2017
Lineage: Eukaryota; Metazoa; Cnidaria; Anthozoa; Malacalcyonacea; Xeniidae
Product: 52 kDa repressor of the inhibitor of the protein kinase-like
Exons: 3
Coding region: 2346-3797 (483 amino acids)
Molecular function (GO): protein dimerization activity
Source: RefSeq, a predicted model, not a curated record